GUGUCCCUCAGUCCGCCGCUGGCUUCAGCAGAGUGCGGAGCGUCAACAGGAGGGAGCGCAUGGGGCCAUUAAAGUCUCAGCUAGGCGGAGCAGACUCACACUGCGGUGGUGCUCACUAGUGGGGAGAAGUCUCAACCUCCGUCAGACCUGAGCGGCGGAGUUGAGACUCACCUGGACAGCCUCAGCCGGAUGAAAGAGGCAGGGCUGCGCGCGGUGCGGACAACCAGCUCUGAGCGCAGUCUGCAGACAGGGAGCGGUCUGCACGACCUGUGCGUCUGUUACAAGUGCUUCAAGUGCUUUUUUUUUCUUUCUCCUUCUUAAUUUAAAGCAACAACCAGAGGAGAAAAGAGGACCCACCGGGGAUAAUUCAUCUCUUGGCUUCGGAAGGGGGAUGUAACCUGCUUCCAUGCUUCUGAGAGCAGCGUGAGGCGCACCUCCAGCCAGCCAGAGCAGAGUAAACUGAAGGGGCGUGCAGUUAAUUGAAAUCGACCCAGAGGUUUCUGUUUUUUGGAUGUGAAGCAGCAGCAUAGGUGUUUUCUCCUUCCCUCCUCCUCCUUCCCUUCCUCCCCCACUCUUACCUCCAACAUGACUUCCCUGUCGGGCACUAAGGAGAGGAGCAGCCGGAGCAGAAAAUGUGGGAUGUCUGACACAUCACCAACAAAAUCUGCCUCCUUUUUCCCGGAAACAUGGUACCGAAAGGCCUACGAAGAACCCACACGCUCCAGCACACGCCCAGCCCCAGAGGGUGCUGGCUCUAUGCCCAGCUCCACUGGCACCCCAUCCCCAGGCUCGGGGAUCUCAUCACCAGGAUCCUUCUCUGGAUCUCCAGGGACCACCUCUCCGGGUAUUGGGACAGGAUCUCCAGGGUCUCUAGGGGGCUCUCCAGGCUUCGGGACGGGAUCGCCUGCCUCAGGUAGUGGAAGUUCCCCUGGCAGUGAAAGAGUGAUCUGGUGUGAGAACUGCAACGCUCGGCUGACAGAGCUGAAAAGACAAGCGCUGAAACUGCUCAUCCCUGGACCAUACUCCAGCAAGGAUCCCUCCUUCUCGCUCCUCCUCCACGAUAAGCUCCAGGUGCCAAACAGUUCUCGACAGGCCUGGAAUGAGCGUGACAGUCGCUGUGAUGUCUGUGCCACGCACCUCACUCAGCUGAAACAGGAAGCUGUGCGUAUAGUCCUUACGCUGGACCAGUGGGAUUUGUCUCCCACUUCUUCUCCUCCUGUUCUGAUUGCACGAUCUCAUGGACCUACAGGAAAAACAGGAGCAUCUGGAGCACCAGGAGGCCAAGUAUCACGAGAAUGGUCCCCUUCAUUUUUUCCCUCAUUAUCCUCUGCUACUGCUUCAUAUUCAUCCUCACAAUCACCUUCUCCAAGCCCGGGCCAGACCCCAACACCAAGCCCAAGUCAUGGACCACCCAACCCAAGUCAGGGAGGUCCCUCAGGACCACAAAUAUCUAACUGUGUUUUAACAAACACACAACUUCAAGGAGCAGGACACAGACUAGGGUCCAAACCCAGCUCCUUGGGUCUGGGAUCUGGUGUAGACAAACGGAGCGGGUCUCCCAGUGCAGCAAAAUCUUCUGGUACACAGCAGCCACCUACUGGAAUAAACAGCCCCACCAAUAAUGGUGGCAACAGCAGUAAUAACAGUAGUGGAGCUGCCCUGAGUUCAGCUGCACUGCAGCAGAACCGGACCAACGGCGGGGUUAUCCUCUAUCCAUAUCAGAUCUCCCAGAUGAUCACUGAGGCCUCGAGAGAAGGAGUGAGUGAAGCUGCCCUGAACCGCUACAACACACACUCCCCUGCACACACUAAUUCACCCUCACACACCAGCUCUGCCUGCAACACUUCAGCUGUAACCACCACAGCACCGACCUCCACCUCUGCUGCUGCCUCCUUCUUUGCCAGAGCUGCCCAAAAGCUGAACUUGGCAUCCAAGAAGAAGAAGCAGAAGACUCUGACUGUCUCAGCUCCAGUUGCAUCUUCACCUUUGUCAUGUGAUCCGCCUCUGUUCCCAACAACUUUCAGCUCUGCCUUGUUGAAGUCACCUCCACCUGCCCCACCUUGCCUCCUCCGUGCAGCCAAUAAGAUCAAAGAUAAUCCUGGACUUGGAAAGGUUAAGGUGAUGGUGCGAGUGUGCCCAGUGUCUCGAUCCGACGCAGCUGAGUCCAGUUCCUUCUUGAAGGUGGAUGCCAGAAAGAAGCAGAUCACCAUCAUGGACCCGUCAGCAAACCAGACACCAAGUGCUGCCUCACAGAAAAAAGCAGGAGCCAAUCAGGUCCCACCCAAGAUGUUCACCUUUGAUGCUGCAUUCCCACCUGAUGCUUCCCAGGCCGAGGUGUGUGCAGGAACCGUCGCUGAGGUCAUUCAGUCUGUGGUGAACGGCGCUGAUGGCUGCGUCUUCUGCUUUGGACACUCCAAACUGGGAAAAUCGUACACAAUGAUUGGCCGUGAUGACUCGCUCCAGACUCUGGGUAUUAUCCCCUGUGCCAUCUCCUGGCUGUUUAAGCUCAUCAACGAAAGAAAGGAGAAAACAGGAGCGAGGUUCUCUGUUCGUGUCUCUGCUGUGGAGGUGUGGGGAAAGGAUGAGAACCUAAAGGAUUUGCUGUCUGAGGUGGCGACGGGAAGCUUACAGGACGGGCAGUCACCUGGAGUUUACCUGUGUGAGGACCCCAUCUGUGGCAUGCAGCUCCAAAACCAGUCUGAGCUCCGUGCUCCCACCCCAGAGAAGGCUGCCUGGUUCCUGGACGCGGCCAUAGCAGCUCGCCACAGCAGCCAGCGACCCAACACUACAGAGGAAGAGCACAGAAACUCUCACAUGCUGUUCACCUUACACCUCUACCAGUAUCGCAUGGAAAAGGCAGGCAAAGGAGGGAUGUCAGGAGGUCGCAGUCGUCUCCACCUGCUGGACCUGGGCAGCUGUGAUGUUAAAGCACUUGAAGGAGAAGGAGGAGGAGGGAAAAAAAAGGAGAACUCCUCGGCAUCUCUGUGUCUAUCUCUCUCCGCCCUUGGGAAUGUAAUUCUAGCCCUGGUCAACGGGAGCAAACACAUCCCAUACAAGGACAGCAAGCUGACCAUGUUGCUAAGGGAGUCGCUAGGCAACAUGAACUGCCGGACCACCAUGAUUGCUCACAUCUCCGCCUCACCCAGAGAAUUCUCAGAAACCCUUUCCACAAUCCAGAUUGCUUCACGUGUCCUCCGGAUGAAAAAGAAGAAAACUAAAGUCACGGUGCAAUAUACAUCCAGCUCCUCUGGAGGAGAGAGCUCCUGUGAGGAGGGUCGUAUGCGCCGGCCGACCCACCUGAGGCCCUUCCAUCACCGUGGCGACACUGACUCCGACCUGCCGCUUUUGCGACUGUCCAGCGACCCAGAUGAAUACUCCAGCAGUGAGCAGUCAUGUGACACUGUGAUCUAUGUGGGUCCAAACGGAGCUGCCGUGUCAGACAGAGAGCUGACAGACAACGAGGGACCUCCAGAAUUUGUACCGAUUAUUCCGGCUUUGCUUCGAGGAAAAACAUCUGAGCAGCAUCAGGCGCCGAGUCAAACUCAAGGAGCUGGAGCACAGAUCAAGUCCCAGGCAGACGAGCAGCCCAGCGGUCCCUCUCAGCCACCGUCGCAGCCAUCUCAGUCCCUGCUUGGUCAGCCGUUGGCCCCUGUCCCGGAGGAGGGAGCCGAAUGCUUGAAGUGCAACACCUUUGCUGAGCUGCAAGAGAGACUGGAUUGCAUUGACGGCAGUGAGGAGGUGGCAAAGUUUCCUUUUGAAGAGGUUCCAGCAAGCAAACAAAGUGCCAAACAAGAGUCAUGUCUCCCCUCAUCUGUUCAGUGCCCUGCUGCAGCUCCUGGCCCUGCAGCUGUGCUGGACACAGGCACCAAAAUAGGUAUUAGCGCUGAUGAAUGUGUUACUCCUGGUUUUUAUUCAUCAGCAGCAGCGUCCAAGAAGAGAAGCAAUGAUCAGCAACUGCAGGAGAUCAAGGAGGUGGUGGAGGAGGCAGAGCUGGCCCAGACAAUGAUCCACAGCCUGGCUCAGGUUACUGGAUGCCCCAUAGUUACCCGCUCCAGGAGCGUAACAGGAAGCAGCAGCGGCAUCACCUCUAACCCCCUGCAAAGAGCCAAGAGCUCCCACUUACAUGACAGCGGUGAGAAUCUGAAUGUGGUCAGAAAUGUCGAGGGGAAAGGACGCCCUCUUGGAUCGCCACGCCUCGGCAUCGCAAGUCUGACCAAAACCUCAGAGUACAGACCUCCAUCGUCCCCCUCUCAGAGGAGUAAAGUGUAUACUCAGAAAGGUGUGAUGCCAGCAACACCCCCUCUGUCCUCACACACUCUGGCUCAGGACAUCCAGACCUCAGACAACAGUUUGGCAGCUGACAGUGGACGCUCCUCAACAGAGUCCCUGUUGUCCAGGACGUCUCCUGCAGGUAUGAGUCCACAAGUUCGAGAGACAACUCCUCCUCUGUCUGCCAGCCUGGGUUCAGCUGAGACGCUCUGUGAUGAUGACGUCCCGCCAAUACCUUUGGACACGCACAAGGAUGUAGAAUCUGUAGGAGCUAGUGGACCUGUCCUGCUGGGGAAAGAGGAACUGGUCUACACUGUAAUCCCUAGUGGUGAGGAAGACCUUGUUGUUACGGCUCUUAUUGAAGCUCGCAGCGUGGCUGGCCGUCCAACAAGCAUCAUCAGCUUCAACAGUGACUGUGGCUCAGAAGCUGCGCUUGCUUCAGACUCUCAACCCAUCAACAUCGUCUGUGGUACCGAUUCAGACGGACCUGUAGAAAAUUCUCCCAUCGCAGCGGGGCUUACGACUGCCUCUGAGGUGGUUGCCAUGGCAGAGGUGGCUAUGGCCAAGCUGCGGACUGGUGAGCCCUUAGCCAUAGGGAUGUCUAUUUCCGGUUCAACCAUCUCCUCCUGGAUGAGUGAUCUAAGCGCGGCCAGUGAGGCUGAUCAGUCUCUCAACAGUUUUAGUCAAUCUCAGAGCCAACAAGGAGAAGCCCUGGCUGAUCCUGAGAGUAGCUUUGGUCUUGAAGGUUUGAGUAGUUGUGAGAGUGAAGAAAGCUCAAGAAGAGAAAAUCUAGAAGGAGAGUUGGUACUGUCACAGAACACAUCUGAUAAAGGUACAGCAAAUAAAGACAGGCUGAGAAAACUCCCUCCAUCAAUGGCUAAAACCACCAUCCAAAUCCUAGCAGGGCCUGGAAACCACUCUCCUUUCAAAAGUACCAAAAAUGUUCACCCUUGUGUGGCAGUCAAACCCAUGGUUAUACAUGAGCCCACAAUCCUCCCCUCACCCACAAAGACCCAGUUUAUGAAAGACCCCAUAAAACCCAACUCGGAAAUUUUAGCCUCUAUUUCCAGUGAGAUGAGUUUUGAAGACCCCUGGUUGAAGCGUGAACUGGAGGAGGGAAUGUCCUGGGACCUUGUGUGUGAGGUGAAGCCAGAGGUGAGGGAGGUGCACCCUUUGAAGAGCCCCCCAGGAGAGAAAGGCACAGGUGAAAAUGGAGUUCAUCGUGGCUUCUGCAGGAAUGGUGGUGAUUACUGCAGCUCUGGUUUGAGCAAAGAGGUGGUGUCAUCUCCUGGUUCUUUUAAGAGAGUGGUGGAUGGCUGUGAGAUGGUUGCUGUUGUUGCCCAAGGGGAAUGCCUGACUGGUAUCUAUAGCCCAGAUAUCCACCGCACAGGCAGUCUCCCUCGUGGGUGGCACCGUCUCAACCUCCAUGAUGGUCUAGACUGCGGAAUAGAGUACCAUAACCUUGGCGUCACCACGUCAACUCCUUGCAGUCCCCGUGCCACCCUCGAUCGAUCCAGCGGAAAACUAGGCUUUUUCUCUCACAGGAAGGGUGGAAUUCCACCUCUUCCACCAGUGAGGAAAUCCAGCCUUGACCAGCGAAACCGGGCAGCCAGUCCUCUCCACAAUCUCAGUCAUGGAGCGUCUUCAGCGAGCGGCACGGCAGAUAAUGCUGGGGCAUCUGGAUGUGCUCCUGCAGGAAUCAGUAGACAGCGCGGCUCCAGCAUAGACAGCAGCAGACUCUUCAGUGCCAAGCUGGAACAGCUAGCUAACAGAACAAACUCUCUGGGCAGAGCCCACGGCUUACACGGUGGUUCCCACCACUACGACUGCUUCUCCCUGGAGAGAGGUGAGAGUCUCAGAGGGGGAGGAGGGGCAAGGGGGGACACUACCAUGCCUCGUACUGGACGUAGCCUCACUCGUGCUGGAUCAGCAUCUUCUCCCACUGGGAACUCCAGCAGCACUAUUUUCAGUGGAAGUACCAGUCCAAGCAGCGCUCCACAGUCCCCAGCCAAGACCAGCAGCCAAAUAAAGAUAUCAGCUGUCAGUAAGCUGCUAAUGACCAGCAGUCCUAAAGCCAGGAGUCUUUCUGCAUCCAGCACCAAGACCCUAAGCUUCUCUACCAAGUCUUUAAACCAGACAGCCAACCGCAGCUCCAGCCUCCCCCCCAAUGGAAAGGGUUCAGCCCAAAGUCCCGUUCAGCAGCAAGGACCUGCCACCAGCUCGUGGUCUACCCAGUCUUUGAGCCGAAGUCGAGGAGGAAGCCUCACAGCCAAACUGCCUUUACGGGCCGUCAACAGUAGGAUCUCAGAGCUUCUCCAGGGGAGCGCAGGAUCCCGAUCCAGGAGUCAUGUGCAGGGAGGAGACACCGAUCGAGCUGAGGAAAAGGAUGCUGCAGGGUCAAGUGGGGGUGGAGCGGGAGGAGACAGUCUGGGAGAGGAGAAGGCAGCUGUGGUACAAACACUGCCCUCUCCCUACAGCAAGAUUACAGCCCCAAGAAAAGCACACCGCUGCAGCAGCGGCCACGCUAGUGACAACAGCAGCGUACUGAGCGGCGAGCUGCCACCAGCCAUGGGCAAGACGGCCUUGUUUUACCACAGCGGAGGCAGCAGUGGCUAUGAAAGCAUGCUAAGAGACAGCAGUGAGAACACAGGAAGCACCUCCUCUGCUCAAGACUCCCUCAGUGAGCACAGCUCAGCUACCACCUCCUCCCGACGGAGCUCCAAGAGCAGCAAGAAGAGCAGGAGCAACACAGGCCUCCAGCGCCGACGUCUCAUCCCAGCUCUGACCUUGGACUCAUCUUCUACUUCACCUUCUCAGCGCUCCUCCAAACAGGCCAUCACUUCCUCUUCUUCAUCCUCCUCCAGUCCAGGUGCAUGCUGGGUAGAUGGCCCGCUGGGACCUCCAGCGGCCUCCAACCAUCGGGGCGCUGCCACAAUGGAAACUUUUGAGAUCAAAGUGUAUGAGAUAGAUGACGUGGAGCGACUACAGAAGAGGAGGGGCAAAGGAGGCAAGGAGGUGGUGUACGUCAGUGCCAAGCUUCGCCUGUUGGAGCACCGCCAGCAGCGGAUCAGUGAAGUCAGAGCCAAGUACCAGUGUCUAAAGAAGGAGCUGGAGCAAACCAAACAGCACCUGAUGCUGGAGCCACACAAAUGGACCACUGAGUUUGAGCUGCAGCAGCCCUAUGAUGUGGACUCAGUGGAGUACCUGGAAGCUUUGGAAACAGUGACGGACAAACUUGAGACCAGAGUCAACUUCUGCAAAGCUCAUCUCAUGAUGAUUACCUGCUUUGAUGUCUCCUCAAGACAUCGGUAGACAGAUCAGAAGAUGGAGGAGGAAGAGCUAUUUAAACCCUAUUCUCUGAUGGAUCAAACAUGCUGAAAAGAUAAUAUCUCUAACGACAAGUACUUGACCAGCAAACUGGGUGAUUAACGGCACGGAGAAAACCCUGGAUUAUGAUUCUUGACAUGUAAGUAGACUAAAGGACGGAUGAAUGAAUAAAUAAAACAAAGAUGCACAGAAAUAAGAUACAUGCACCGAGACAGAUCAUCUUUAGACAAUAAAAAAUAUCUUAUGAGCCAUUCAGUUGAGUAAAAAUGGCGUGAAGUGGUGGAAAGAUGAAGAAGGUGCGAUUGUGAAAAGAAAUACAGAAAGAAACAAAGAUGCCUCAAAGACUGAUUGGAACAAUUAAGAAUGUAGAAAGAAACAAUGUUGUUUGAAAAACCGAUGGAAAAACCUUUUCCGGUGUUUUGACUGUAAAUGUGCUCACCACUGAACGUAGACGCCGUAUUCUCGUGCAAAGACUCACCAAGACUGACAGAUAAGUGCCUUGUGAACAUUCCUAAUAAAACCAACACCAGUCCUCUUUCUCUCUGGUUUUUUAUGUACAUGUUUGGUGCUAGCAUAGAACAAAACUCCAUAAAAGUCAGUGUCCUUGAAUUUUCAUUUUUCAAUUGCGUCAUUUCCUAAUGUGAUGAUUCAUCUGUGGGUCGGUGUUUAAACAUGAUGAGGGAAAUAUAAUCAAAUCGACUGUUUCAGUGUGUGGUGAUGUCAUGAAAGAUUAAAAAAAUGAAUAAACUGAAACAGAAUAUUUAACCCUCCCACUGUCUUUAUGGGUGAGUGUGCGAGGAAAGUUGACCAUUGAGCAGGAUUGAUAGUUUAUCCCUUGAGGUUCACGUGGCAGGGGUGAGGUGGUGCUCACUCCUCACCGCUGCCACAUGGACCCAAGGGAUAAACCAUCAACCCUGCUCAAUGGUCAACUUUCCUCACGGGGUCACACCCAUUAGGACAGUGGGAGGGUUAAGAGACCUGCAGUACAAAAAAAUCAACAUCAAAGAGCUAAAAUUAUAAAAUGUAACGAUAAAAAUUCGGUGAAAGAAUUUAUGUAUGCUUGGACCUCACAAACGAAGCCCAUCUGAGUUAUAACCAUCUGUAUUUUAUUCCCUCAAUACAGAUGCAAUGUUCACAAAAGGCUCGUGUCCACCAUCGAAACUUCUUUGUAAUUAUACCAGACCUUUUCGGCAUGCGCUUUUCUACAAUUCACCGAGCCGACCCAAAAGGACCAUUUUCUGGGCCAUUUCAGGGACCAACCGAGUACCUGAACUGGGGUUUGUACUCAGAAAUGCCCCGGUAGAGUCGCUGGGCAAGACUUGUGGUUAACUCAUGCUGAUUGGUUAUAACUCAUUGGGAAAAGACAUUGGCAGAAGACGCCAAACAGUUGGACGAGAUGCUGGUUAAGCAGAAUGGAAGAAAAAGAAAAUAGGCCGCAUUGAGACUGCUUUAAAACUGCAGUUUCUAGAUCUCCAACACCAAAAUAUGCAGUGGAAGUCGCCCGAACGCUGAAAUUAACACAACUGCAGAUCACCGCUUUUAAUAUCAGAUGCUCUCCCAAUCCCUAGAAAGCAUUAAAUUAUAAAGUUUUUCGAUAGAACAAAACAUCUUUAAUGUUAAGAAAGUCCAAGGAUGCCUGAUGGCGCUGAUCAGUGAUGUCACUCACUGCUGAAAUUAUCACGAUAUGCUGACGUCUUAGCUAAGUCCUGAAAGGGACGAUUUUGUAUGGAGACAAUGGCUGAGAGGGCCAGGCCAGCGUAUUUUCCAUGUUACCAUCACCCCUCUGAGAAAUUUCCCAGAAUUUCUAUAGUAGAAACGCAGCUAAAGGAAAUUAAAUGUCUCAAAAGAGUGGAAGUGAAAAGAUCCCUCUCUGACCCUGAGCAUCGGUUAACGGACGGACAGACUGUCCUCUAUUUGUAUCUAUGUGGUUCUGCUUUAUCCUAAAAGAAAAUGAAUGAUUUGUCAAAAUGUGUGUUUUAUAAUAGUUUCCAGUUUUUUUUUUACUUGGGUAGAAUGGGACCAUGUGGAGAUUAUUUAUGAAAAUGUAAAAAAAAAAAACUUUUGAAAUCAACACACUGAUAUUCAGUUUUAAUCCUGUUUUAAAAGAGUAAAUAAAACCAGGAUUAGUUUUCAGGUGUUUGAAUUGUUUGAGGAUUGCAUCCUGGGAUUGUAAAGAAAUAUUAAUCAUGCAUAUAAGAAUGAAAUAACAGCUAUUAAAAUUGAUAUAGGAAGAAAUAAGCUUAGAAAGUAAUCAUAGAUCUCUGCCUGGUUCCAUUAAGUCUGGAUGAAUACAAAUAUUUGUUCAUAUUACAAUCUAUGGUGCUUGAGAUGUUUAUGAUCUAAAUGUUUGUACAAAUAUAAGUAUACAAAAGAGCCUGUUUCCCUCUAAAGUACGGAAGACCCUUCAUGUGCUUCUUUUUACAUCAGAGGCCAUCACCAUGGUUACCCAUGCUGUAAUCAAACUCUCCAAUAGCUUUGCCCUGCGAGCAGACAACAAAUCCUCUCUGAGGUCUAAAACUACUCUGUGAUUUCUAUCCAAGCGUGGCUGUUUCAAAUCUCAAAUGAAAGUUGUUUUGUGUGCAGAAAAUAUUACAUUAAUGUAAACUAGUGGGGAAAUUACCCCAGAGCAGAGGUGAUUUGUAUUAACUGGACUUGAAAGUGUUUUCCUAACAGCCAUGUAAAUACUCCUCAACAUGCAAGUCGAGUGAAAGUUUAUUUAUUUUCAGCUCAGCAGAGCAACGUUGUCAUGUUUCUUAUUUAUGUUCAACCUUUGAUCCUGAGAAGUUACUAUGCAUUCAUGAACAAUAACUGUACAUAUGUUUCUGAGCCCUUGUCAUAUUUAAGUCUAUGAUACCAUGUGUAUGCACUCAUUUUUAUGUUGUAUAUAUGUCAUUGUGUUGAAUAGUUUGCACCUGCUGAUCCUGUUCACCCUCUGGUUGGCUCACAUUCAGGUUCUCUAUGUAAACAGUAUUUUUAAAAAGCAAUGCUGCUGUAUUGGAUUCAAACCAAAUUAAUCAGGAAAGAAAUGAUAAGACUUUCAGCUCUAACUCAAGAUAUUUAGAAAUACGUGAUUUACAGGCACAAUAAGUAAGAAUUUCACAGUUAAAUAAUCACAAAACAAUGUCUCAAUUAUGUUGGUAGAAAGGUUACAUUGAAACAGAUUUCAUUCUCAGCAGGUUGGGGGGUUAUUUUAGUUUUCCUGUUCUUAAAAAAGUCAAAGAGGGACGUAGCUACAGUUUACAAUCUGUGGGUCUGCAGAGUUGCCGAGUCUGCAUCGACACAAGCCAGCAAAAAGUUCCCGAGCUGUGGCCGGUAUGUUAACCAGUAGUCCAGAGAAGGAGCAGUCCAGAUGUAUCUUUUGUUUUACUCUAAUAUCAUGUAAAGAAUAUCGUGUAGGGGCGACGGUGGCACAGGAGUUAAGUGCUCGCCUCGCAAUCGGAAGGUCGCAGGUUCGAGACCCGCUCAGUCUGUCGCUGUCGUUGUGUCCUUGGGCAAGACACUUAACCCACAUUGCCUGCUGGUGGUGGUCGGAGGGACCGGUGGCGCCUGUGCUCGGCAGCCUCGCCUCUGUCAGUGCGCCCCAGGGCAGCUGUGGCUACAUUGUAGCUCAUCCCCACCAGUGUGUGAAUGUGUGUGUGAAUGGGUGAAUGACUGAUUGUGUUGUAAAGCGCCUUGGGGGGUUCCAGGACUCUAGAAGGCGCUAUAUCAAAUACAGGCCAUUUACCAUUUCAAAGAAUGCUAGAGAACAACUUUGAGCUAACAAUGCUAACAGUAAAUUAGAAACAAAGAAAGAAUAGAUUUACUCAUUAACUUACUGUGUACGACUCAUCUUCGCUCGUCGUCUAAAAUCUUCUGGCGCUGAGUUGUAAAUGGCAACAGCCAUGAAGCUCACGGAACGGGAGUGAAAAAGUCACUUGUUUAUUUAGAGAAUGGGCUAAACUAACCCUAACCCAAACUUGACCACUGGAUAUCUCUCUUCAGUCUAACAUCAUGCACCUUUAAGGAAUAACAUUGAUGCUUUCAUGAAAGUAAGUAAAAAGGCUUUAUGGGGAAUUACAGGCCUACCAAAGCACAUUUUAUACUGUGGCACAGGAUGGUUACACAGUAAAAGGCAGUAUUAGAAACUGGACGAAAAAAAUGUCAUUUCUUUAUAUAAAGGUGCAUGAAUAUUUUCUUGAAUUAAUGCUGGAAGUUUACAUUUUCAUCUCAUCUUUAAUAUGACUCCUUAAAUAAAUUUGUUUAAAUACAUGUGAACCUGAGUCCACCAGAGAAAUAUAAAAAAAAACUGACCAGAAGUCAAAAAAAAAAAAAAAUUAAAUGCCUUUUAUCUGGGGAAACUGACAUGAUUCAAGCAUUAAGAUGCUAUGUGGAAGGAUCUUUCUUUAAUUUAACACUGCCAAAUUUACUGAGAUAACACUUUAUAAUUCAAGCAAUAACUGAGGGUUCAGUGUUCUUAUUUAGAGCAGACUGGUGUGUCUUAAAACAAGGUGCUCACCAAAAAUAAUCUCUGAUCCCAAAUUAUAAAGUGAAGAAUGUGCUGUUUUGCAGAGGCAUCUAAGAAUUAUCGUGUGUUAUCUGAAAACCUGACACAUAGCAUCUUUAGGUUUUUAAGGGGGACUGUGUGGUUCUGUCGAGGUGAGACCACAUUCAUCCAAAACAGACACCCUGAUUAGUAUAAAAUCAAACUUUGCUUCUUUGAAGCUAAUUUAUAACUCUUUUUGUUUUUGGUUAAUCAGAGAAAAGUUUUAAAUUUUGAUAAAUUCCUAUAUUACAGCCAGUCAAUAAUUCUCACAUGAGAAAACACGAUGCAACGUUUUAUGUUUACUUGACUUUUAAAACAAAAAUAAUUUAAAACUGUAAAGAAGAUCUUCUGUUUUUGUGAAAUAUGGUCUGGCAUAAUGUGUUGAUGGAAAAUAAAGAUGGAGGGAUGUAAAUAAAGGAAUGUAUUGAAAGAGUUUAAAAUCA
Molecule: messenger RNA, 12561 nt
Organism: Nothobranchius furzeri (turquoise killifish)
Lineage: Eukaryota; Metazoa; Chordata; Actinopteri; Cyprinodontiformes; Nothobranchiidae
Source: RefSeq, a predicted model, not a curated record